UCUUUUCUUUUAACCAUCCUUUGGUUUGAACUUUCCGAUACCAGUGGCCGGAAUCCGGCUCCCUUGGAGACUGGAAACAAGAAAAUCCGGCGCCAAUCUUGGGCCUGCCGGGGGGAGGGAACUAAAUAUUUAUCUUUGCUGUUUGCUGCAUGUGAAGUCCCAUAAUUUAGAUUUAUGUACAUACAAGCUUAUCCUUGUUGUUUUAUCUAAAUAAUAAUUACCCUUUUCCCCCCCUUUUGUACCCUGACCAGAGUACAAGCACACAAAGCAAGAGCAAUCCCCUUCCCUUUCUUUUUUCCUCUAUAUAUACUCAAGCUUUACUCCCAAACUUUGAACAACACCCAGAAAAACUACAGAGCUUGAUAGAGCAAAGAACAAUGGCUCCCAUGGGAGACAACGUUGUUGUUUCUAACGUUAACUUGGAGAAGCUGCUUAGCAUGAAAGGUGGGAAAGGAGAAGGAAGCUAUGCCAACAACUCCCAAGCUCAGGCCUUACAUGCUCGUUCCAUGCUUCACCUCCUGGAAGAAUCCCUCGACGGAGUUCACCUCAACUCCCCGGAAGUUCCCUUCGUCGUCGUCGACCUAGGCUGCUCCUGCAGCAACAACAGCAUCUACAUCGUCGACGUGAUCAUCAAACACAUGAUCAAGCGGUACGAGUCGUCGGACCGGUGGGAUCAGCCGCCGGAGUUCACUGCCUUCUUCUCUGAUCUCCCUAGCAAUGACUUCAACACCCUUUUCCAGCUCCUACCUCCCUUGGCUAACUACAACGGUGGCAGCAGCAUGGAAGAGUGCCUAGCAUCGAACGGACACCGGUCCUAUUUCGCCGCCGGAGUCCCCGGAUCAUUUUACCGGCGCCUCUUUCCGGCUAGAUCCAUCGACGUCUUCCACUCUGCAUUCUCAUUGCACUGGCUAUCACAGAUGCCAGAAACUGUGUUGGACAGGAGAUCAACGGCUUACAACAAAGGGAGGGUGUUCAUCCAUGGUGCGAGUGAGAGCACAGCCAGUGCAUACAGGAAGCAGUUCCAGACAGACUUGGCUGCUUUCCUCAGGGCAAGAUCCAUAGAGAUGAAGAGGGGUGGGUCUAUGUUCCUUGUCUGCCUUGGAAGAACUUCAGUGGACCCCUCGGACCAAGGUGGAGCCGGCCUCCUCUUCGGGACCCACUUUCAGGAUGCUUGGGAUGAUCUUGUCCAAGAGGGCCUUAUUAGUAGUGAGAAGCGUGACGAUUUCAACAUUCCAGUGUAUGCCCCAAGCCUACAAGACUUCAAGGAAGUGGUUGAAGCUGAUGGCUCAUUCACCAUAAACAAGCUUGAGGUAUUCAAAGGAGGCAGCCCUCUGGUCGUUAGCCGGCCGGACGAUGCGACGGAGGUAGGCCGAGCCCUAGCCAACAGCUGCCGGAGCAUCUCAGGGGUACUCGUCGAUGCUCACAUCGGUGACAAGCUCAGCGAGGAGCUGUUUUUACGUGUGGAGCGCCGAGCCACAAGCCAUGCUAAAGAGCUACUAGAGCAGUUGCAAUUCUUCCAUAUAGUUGCAUCUCUGUCUCUUGCUUAGGAAAAAAGAAACAAAAGCAGAAAAGAGUGUUCAAAGAAAAAGGCUUUUUCCCCCUUCCCUCUUUGGUUUUGUCCUUACACCUUUUCCCCUUUUGUGUGUUAUUUCCCAUUGCAUUGAAAAGAUAUAGGAUCAAUCAACACACAAAGGAGAGAGAAAGAGAGAGAGAGGGAAAAGGCUUUGCCUUAGCUUUCUUUUUUUUCUUUUUUCACUUUCUUUUGUGUGUGUGUUUUUUUCUCCUGUGUGAUUAGUGAUUGUAGUUACCUUUAUAUAUACUUGAUGAGUAUUAA
Molecule: messenger RNA, 1834 nt
Organism: Theobroma cacao (cacao)
Lineage: Eukaryota; Viridiplantae; Streptophyta; Magnoliopsida; Malvales; Malvaceae
Gene: IAMT1
Product: IAA carboxylmethyltransferase 1
Molecular function (GO): methyltransferase activity
Source: RefSeq, a predicted model, not a curated record